Molecule: messenger RNA, 432 nt
Organism: Lottia gigantea (owl limpet)
Lineage: Eukaryota; Metazoa; Mollusca; Gastropoda; Lottiidae
Exons: 3
Coding region: 1-432 (143 amino acids)
Source: RefSeq, a predicted model, not a curated record
AUGGCCGUGAACUACGUUCGUGUGUGUUAUUUCCAUGAAUCGUACCCUUGUAAAAUAUGUUAUUUAAACUGUAUGAUGGUGAAAGAUUCAGCGACUGUUUUUAAAAAACUCUAUCAAGAAAUAACAGGGAAGGCUUUAACUGGAAAACGUGAUCCAACACGCAGCAUGGAGAAAUGUCUAACGACCAGUAAAUCAAGCAUGUGUGUUCGAUUGGUUGUUCUGGUUGUUAUCCACGGGAAUGACGUCACCACCAAAUUUCUCCAUUUCUUGGAUCUUGUCUUUGGAUUUUUCUUUGUCUUCGUCGGUGCUGAAGACUGUAUCGUCUUUGAUUCCUGUACAGUCCCACACCAUUACACUUCCGUCGUACGACGACGUGAACAGCUUUCCGCCAACAACCUAGAAAAAAACACGAAUCAGUUAUGUCCCUUGUGA